Molecule: messenger RNA, 1731 nt
Organism: Erinaceus europaeus (western European hedgehog)
Lineage: Eukaryota; Metazoa; Chordata; Mammalia; Eulipotyphla; Erinaceidae
Gene: IP6K1
Product: inositol hexakisphosphate kinase 1
Exons: 6
Coding region: 280-1524 (414 amino acids)
Biological process (GO): inositol phosphate biosynthetic process; phosphatidylinositol phosphate biosynthetic process
Cellular component (GO): nucleus; cytoplasm
Molecular function (GO): inositol hexakisphosphate kinase activity
Source: RefSeq, a predicted model, not a curated record
UCGGCCGGCCGCCAUCUUGUUGUUGAUCCAUACCCAGUGGGCAGCGCCGGGAGCUGGACCGAGCGGCCACUGAGGGGCCGCCGCUGCGGGGCUCGGCCACCUGCGCUGCCUGCCGGGGGGCGCGCCGAAGCCUGGAGGCCCGGGGGCCCCGCUCCCGUGGGGAGCUGGGGGCGCCCGCUGCGGGGGCCCGGCCGGAAAGAAGAAUAAACUGAACAGACUCCUCUGAGUGUUGACUUUCAGUUUGCAAGGACCUUCUACCUAGUUCUCCUCUUGUGGCCCAUGUGCUGCACCGUCUGCCCUCAGUGUGCGACCGGCCCCCAACGCAAUGUGUGUUUGUCAAACCAUGGAAGUGGGGCAGUAUGGCAAGAACGCGAGUCGGGCCGGAGAGCGGGGAGUCCUCCUGGAGCCCUUCAUCCACCAGGUGUGGUGUCUGUCUGUUUCGAGGGGGACAGUGAUGGCUACAUCAAUUUGGUUGCUUACCCAUAUGUGGAAAGUGAGACCGUGGAGCAAGAGGAUGCAUCAGAGAGAGAGCAGCCUCGCCGCAAACACUCACGUCGGAGCCUGCACCGGUCGGGCAGCGGCAGUGAGCACAAGGAAGAGAAAGCCAGCCUGCCAGUAGAGGCCUCGGAGAGCUCCCAGGAAACAAAGAGUCCAAAGGUGGAGCUCCACAGCCACUCGGACGUCCCUUUCCAGAUGCUGGACGGCAACAGUGGUUUGAGUUCUGAGAAGAUCAGCCACAACCCCUGGAGCCUGCGCUGUCACAAGCAGCAGCUGAGCCGCAUGCGCUCUGAGUCCAAGGACCGAAAGCUUUACAAGUUCCUCCUGCUGGAGAACGUGGUACACCACUUUAAGUACCCUUGCGUACUGGACCUGAAGAUGGGCACCCGGCAGCAUGGUGAUGACGCGUCAGCUGAGAAAGCGGCCCGGCAGAUGAUGAAGUGUGAGCAGAGUACGUCAGCUACACUGGGUGUCAGGGUUUGUGGCAUGCAGGUGUACCAGCUGGACACAGGGCAUUACCUGUGCAGGAACAAGUACUAUGGCCGGGGGCUGUCCAUUGAAGGCUUCCGCAACGCCCUCUAUCAGUAUCUGCACAACGGCCUGGACCUGCGGCGUGACCUUUUCGAGCCCAUUCUGAGCAAACUCCGGGGCCUCAAAGCUGUGCUGGAGCGACAAGCCUCCUACCGCUUCUACUCCAGUUCCCUGCUUGUCAUCUAUGAUGGCAAGGAGUGCCGAGCGGAGUCUUACCUGGAGCGCCGGUCCGAGAUGCGUCUCAAACAUCUAGACAUAGGGCUCCCGGAGGUGGCCUCCCCCAGUGCUCCCAGCGCCGGCCCCAGCAGCACCACUGCCGAGGCAGGCCCCUCCUCUCCACCCAAGGUGGACGUCCGCAUGAUCGACUUUGCACACAGCACGUUCAAGGGCUUCCGGGAUGACCCCACCGUGCACGACGGGCCGGACAGAGGCUACGUGUUUGGCCUUGAGAACCUCAUCAGCAUCAUGGAACAGAUGCGGGACGAGAACCAGUAGGCCGACUCCUGGGGCCUAGAACCCCUUCCUCUACCCGCAGGCAGGGACCACUGCUCUGAACUUGCCGUGAGGACACACAGACUUGCUUUUAAAGGGUUAUAUUUCUCUUUGGUGUAAACUAAAAGAAAUGUUUUUAGCUGUAGCCUGGAAUCCAUAUGUAUAAAAUGAAGGAGGACAGAGUACACAUCCUCUUAGCCAGGCUCCUCA